Closterium sp. Naga37s-1 is the source of this 3189-nucleotide messenger RNA. Lineage: Eukaryota; Viridiplantae; Streptophyta; Zygnematophyceae; Desmidiales; Closteriaceae. The record is from the annotation of a GenBank genome assembly.
GCGAAAGUCUCAGACUUUGGGUUGCUGAGGAUGGGCGAGGGCAGCUGUUCAGUGCAGUCCACGCGGGUGAUGGGCACACCGGGCUAUGUGGACCCUGUCUACUCAAUCACUCGCAAGGCCACUCCCAGUGCUGAUGUGUACAGUUUUGGAGUGCUGAUGAUGGAGCUGCUGGCAUGCAAGCACGUGGUGAUGCUCUCUGAAGAUGGAUCACACACCAACAUCAAGGAAUGGGUGGAGCAACAGGUGGAAAGGGGGAGCACUGCGUCUGUUGUGAAUGGGGAUCUCAAAGCACCACAUGCCAUGGCCUGCACGCUAGUGGAGAUUCUCCCCUUCACCAGCCACCGCAUCAGCCACCGCAACAGCCACCCCAUUCGCCACCCCAUCCGCCGGCCCAUCCGCGGCGCCAUGCGGCUAGCGGAGAUGCGCGCGGUGUACGCGCAGUUGGCGCCGCUGAUGGCGGGCAUGAUCCUGGUGGCCAUGGGGUUGUGCGUCGCGCUCGUCUCCAUGCUCGAUAUCAUCGUCGCCGCGCUCUGCCCCACCGACCAGUGCCCCGAGGCGCUCAUGCUCUCCGCCGGCCGCGCCACGAUAGGCGGCAUAGCGAACAUCAUCGUGGCGCCCAUAUUCGGAGGCCUGUCCGACAAGUACGGCCGCAAGCCCUUCCUGCUGCUCGGCAUCGCAGGCAUCACCAUCCCCUACGCCAUCCUCGCUACCAGCUCCAGUCGCCUGGCCGUGUACCUAUUCUUUGCGGCAGAAACGGCAGGGUCUGCCGUGGGGGGAUCUGCAUGGCUCAAUCUCAUCUAUGCCUACGUGGCGGACGUGACAGCGGAGGCCAACAGGGCGGCGGCGUUUGGAGCCAUCUCCGGCACCACCGCCUUUGGGUUUCUCGCUGGCCCGCUCGUCGCCCGAUUCGUGCCGCCCGCUAUCACCUUCCAUGUGGCAACGCUGCUGUGCUCGUGUGGGUGGGCGUACAUUCUCUUCAUGGUGCCCGAGUCCCUGCCCUCGCACCGCCUCCUGCGCAAGGCCGCCUCGCUUGCUGACGAGGAGCACGGCACUGCUGCUGCCGCUGCUGCUGCGGCUGUGGCGGCUGUUGAUGGGGUGGGGCCCACAGGGGGGAGUCCAGACGGGGGAGGAGGAGGAGGAGGAGGCAGUGGGGGGAAUGUGGGGGAGCGGACGUGGCUGCUGGAAGGGAGUGGAGGUGGAGGGAAUGGGGAAAAGGGAGGAGGCAAAGGAGGUGGACGCGAGGGGGGAGAGGUAGGGGGAGGAGGGGGGGGUGCAGGGCGGGGAGGGGCGAGGGGCGUGGGGGGAGGAAAGGUGGCGUUGAUGCGCAACAGAUCAACUCUGAGAGAAGCCAUGCACGUCAUGUCCUCCAGUCCGCUCGUGUCCAUACUGCUGCUCGUGGCAUUCCUGCAUGCCUUCGCUGACAACGGCCAAACGUCCAACAUGUUUUACGUGUUCAAGGCCAAGUUCCACUGGAACAAGGACGACUUCUCGCUUUACACCGCUGGCAUCGGCCUCUUUGCCGUGCUCUCCCAGCUCGUGCUGCUGCCCCUGCUGCUCCAGAUACUCUCCCUUCACGCCCUCCUCAUCCUCGCUAUUUCCAUCAACAGCUUUCAUAUGAUCUUGUAUGGGCUCGCCUGGAAGCCAUGGGUGGUGUACCUCGCGCUAUCAAUGAGCCUCGUCUCCUCGCUCACUCAAACCUCGAUCGGCAGCAUGGUUUCACACCUUGCAGGCCCCAGCGAACAGGGCAAGCUGCAAGGGGUGGUGUCGGGCGUGUCAUCACUCUCUGCCGUGCUCGCACCUCUCACCAUCAACCCCAUCACCGCGUAUUUCAUGUCUGACUCAGCGCCCAUCCACCAGCCUGGUGCCGGCAUCAUUGUUGCCGGCAUUGUUGAGGCGGUGGCAUGUGUGCUUGUGCUGGCACUACCAUCAACUGCAGGCAAGGCAGACGUCAUCGUCGCCGCGCUCUGCGCUACCGACCAGUGCCCCGAGGCGCUCAUGCUCUCCGCCGGCAGCGCCACGCUUUCGCUGCUACCAACCUCUCUUUCCCCCUCUCUCCACCUCUCCCCUCUCUCGUUCCCGCCCCUUUUCGAGCUCCCCUUGCUCUGUGCUCCCCCCGCCACACCAGCCCUGCUCUCUUCUCUUCUCACCCCUGCUGCCCUGCAGCUCUCCCUUUUGGCGGAUGUGACUGAGGAAACCGACAGGGCGGCGGCGUUUGGAGCCAUUUCCGGCACCACCGCCGUUGGCUUCCUCGCUGGCCCGCUUGUCGCCCGAUUCGUGCCUCCAGCCAUCACUUUCCAUGUGGCGACGCUGCUGUGCUCGUGUGGGUGGGUGUACAUUCUCUGCAUGGUGCCCGAGUCCCUACCUGACUCUCUACCUGAGUCCCCGUCUGAGUCCCUGCUCUCGCAACCCCUCCUGCGCAAGGCUGCCUCGCUUGCUGAUGUGGAGCGUGGUCGUACUCUUGCUGCCGCCGAUGCUGCUGUGGUGGCUGUUGAUGGGGUGAGGUUUCCACGAGGGGUUUCCGAAGGGGGUGGCGGAGUGAGAAGUGGAAGAAGAGGAGGAAGCAGUCGGGAGAGUACUCUUGCUGCUGUUGCUGCUGCUGUGGCGGCUGUUGAUGGGGUGAGGGUUCCAGGAGGGGGUCAAGAAGGGGAUUGCGGAGUGAGAAGUGGAGGAGGCAGUCGGGUUCUCCAGGUGCCCCCGCUGCCCUCUCACUGCCUCUCACUGCCUCUCACUGCUGGACUGGCACUGUUCACCUUCUGUGUCGUGUUCAACCAUUUUUCUCAAAUCCACUCGUCACUUCUCUCGCCAUCCUCCCAACUCAACGCCAUUCCCUUCCCUUCCCCUCUACGCCCCGUUGUCCCAUGCCCCACGGGAGCCAGUCGGCUCGUGUGCAUGCUGCUGCUCGUGGCCUUCCUGCAUGCCUUUGCUGACAACGGCCAAGUGGCCAACAUGCUUUACGUGUUCAAGGCCAAGUUCCACUGGGGCAAAAACGACUUCUCACUAUACACCGCUGGCAUCGGCCUCUUUGCCGUGCUCUCCCACCUUUUGCUGCUGCCCCUGCUGCUCAAGAUGCUCCCCCUUCCCACCCUGCUCAUCCUCGCUAUUUCCAUCAACACCGUCCAUCGGUCCUAUCAGCACCAUGAUCUCACACCUUGCAGGCCCCAGGGAACAGGUGAGCCAUGCAGGGGAUAG